Anopheles nili is the source of this 864-nucleotide messenger RNA. RefSeq names its product pupal cuticle protein 36a (gene TwdlT). The transcript has 2 exons. Bases 1 to 864 code for a protein of 287 amino acids. The record is from RefSeq and is a predicted model, not a curated record. NCBI's taxonomy places the organism in Eukaryota, Metazoa, Arthropoda, Insecta, Diptera, Culicidae.
AUGAAGACGUUCGUGCUGUUGAGCUGUUGUUUGGUUCUGGCUUCCGCCCGACCGGAAGCAGGAUACGCAUACAAUCGACCAUCAACUGGCGGCUCGCACGGUGGCGGCUACGCAUCCGGCGGUGGCGGCUCAUUCACGUCCGGCGGCGGCGGCGGCGGUGGCGGUGGCGGUUACAGCGGUGGCUACACGUCCGGGGCUGGGGCCAGCUUCGGUGGUAGCGCCGGAGGAUUCGGAGGAUCGUCCUUCAGCUCGAGCGGUUCCAGCAGCAGCUUCGGUGGUGCCGUAGGAGGUUUCAGCGGUGGUAACAGCUUCGGUGGUGGCGGCAGCAGCUUCGGCGGCGGUUCGUUCGGAGGCGGCUCCCAGCAGGCCAUCAUCCAGAAGCACAUCUACGUGCACGUGCCGCCACCAGAGCCGGAGGAGGUGCGCGUCCAGCGCCCGCUCCAGUUGGCUGCCCCCCAGAAGCACUACAAGAUCAUCUUCAUCAAGGCACCGUCGGCACCGUCCUACCAGACGCCGCAGAUCCCGCUUCAGCCGCAGAACGAAGAGAAGACCCUCGUGUACGUGUUGGUGAAGAAACCGGACGACCAGCAGGACAUUGUCAUCCCGACUGCCGCCCCGACCCAACCGAGCAAGCCGGAGGUGUACUUCAUCAAGUACAAGACGCAGAAGGAAUCGUCGGUUGGUGCUUCGUCGGGAGGUUUCGCGAGCGCUGCUGGUUUCGGUGCCGACCUUAGCGGUUCGUUGGCUGGAGGUGAUUUGGGAGGCCAUGGUUCCCUCGUCGGUGGCGAUCUUGGAGGGCAUGGAUCGGGUGCGACGGCCCCAGCUGCUCAGUAUGGCCCACCUGGAAAGUCUGGCCCGUAUUAA